Molecule: messenger RNA, 1656 nt
Organism: Chara braunii
Lineage: Eukaryota; Viridiplantae; Streptophyta; Charophyceae; Charales; Characeae
Source: the annotation of a GenBank genome assembly
CUCGCCUGAGUUUUCUUUCACUCACACUUCCCCAAAAUGGAAGGUCCUGCCAUUUUUGGCUCUUCUGCGGGGGCGAAGUUCCUGAGAGCUCUCGUCACGUGGUUUGGUUUGUCGUUCCUUGUCGUCGCCUCUGCAUCACGAUUUUACAUUUUGCAGUUCCCCUCGCAGCCAUCUAUCUCCCAGGUGAACAGCGAUGAAGUCUCUCUGGACAUCCGCAGUUUCCAGCCCCGGGUGACGGAGGUCGAACACAAAAGCCGAGCAAUCUGUGCCAAAAAUGUGACGCAGAGGAAGGAAAUUCAGCAGGACACAGGUGAGAAGGGCUCCAAAGUUUUUCCAGAGUCUGUUCUUCGUCGGCUCCAAGACGUGGAGUCCCAAGGUUCUUUUCAGUUCCUCGAUACCCAGGUGCUGAGUUUUCGGCGUGACAUGCUGUUCGGUAAAGUCUUUGAGGGCCUGGACAGCGACGCGGAAAUACACUAUGUAGAUUUGUCACGGAAGGAUGAGCGGAUCUUCUUCCAGCUUGGUCGUUACGCCACCUAUGGGAUGGCGACGGGCUCAUCGAAUGACUCUGAUCCUGGCGCUGUCACCUUGCUCUUUGACAGACCAACUAGGUACACCGAUAUCUACUCAUUCACGUUUGUAGAUAUGGAGCUGUACGGUGGACAGGGAAGAUUCCUUGUGUACGGAGAUGAGGGAAGUAACAGCCUAGUGACAGUUGCCCUAGACUCGCACAAACCUCCUUUUCCAUCGUGGAGACUGCCUGAAGAAUUUGCCAUGACUGGGUUCGACACGAUCGCCUCGGAUCCGACACACCCUUACUUGUACAUCUCCACAAGGGGUGCGCUCUUUAGACUGACCCUGCCCUUGUACCUGAACGAGUCAGUGACCCUAGAACGCCUCCCCUUUGCUGCAAACGUUUCCGCAGGUGUUCAGGUCAGCCAGAAGAGACUGAGCCGACAUGCCAUCUCUGCUGACCGCAAACUUCUCUACGCAUCCAGCUGUGCGGAUAAGGCUAUUUUUAGACUCCGGCUAGGAACGGGCGAGGCGGAGAAGAUCAAUGGCCUUGUUGAGUUGGACUGUCCUGAUGGCCUGGCUUUAACUGCGGAUGGAUGUAACUUGAUUUCUACCGAAAAAAACGCCGGACGGAUUCAGCUGAUCAAUUUUGCCAGCCCUGGCGGCGCGGUCAACUACAUCUACACUUUAGUGGGUAGCAGCAGCAGCUCUCAAGCCACGAGGUCUUCAAGCCUACCCUUCACGGGGAUAGCCAUGUCGCCUGAGGGCAGCUUGAUAUACGUAGGGUCCAAAAAGUCCAUUUACGAGUUCGCUGUCAAUAAAUCCACCCUCCCUUCUUGCAAUUCUCGCAUCACACCGUCUAUUGCCCCUCCCUCGGAAGGCUCGUCAGUACCCAACCACCCAAGUUCAAGGUCGAAGAAGACGUCAACGGUCACUAUAGUUGUGUCCGUUCUGGGCGCCUUCCUAGGCGUACUAGGCCUAGGUGGUAUCACUGUAAAAUUGGUAUUGAACUGUCAACGGAGUACUCUGGCAAUCGAGGACCGGCCAGCAACUGCAACCAGCUAGACGGAGAAUGUCCAGCACUAAGGGCAUCGCCACACCACUCUUGAAAUGUGCAAAAUGUGAGAAUGAACUGCCCGCUAUGUA